AUGCCUGACGGCUUCCACCGAACACUCCGAUUAAAGAAGGUUGCCUACUGUCCCGGUUUCUCAUCGAGCCUGGUUUCUUUGCAGACUCUUAUCGACGACGAUCAGAUCUUUUGGGAUACGCUGUCUGAGCCUAUGAGGCUAGUCCGAAAGGGCCAGACUAUCGGGAUCACCGAGAGGAAAUAUCAGCAGUUUGUUGUUGAAUACCAGCCCGUGGAAACCGAAUUCCCGGAUUUCAACAAGAUCCUCGACCUGCCUCUCAAGGAGACGGGCCGAAAACCGUCGAAUGCGAGUACUGUGCUCAGGGGAAGGUCAGAAGACUGGACCGACCUUGCGAGAGACCACGAGAACUACACCUACAAGGCAAAGGAACACGGAGCUGUCUUGAAAGACUUUUCCUCCUUUAUGCUCGCUCGCUUUGGAUUUAAGACGAAUGUCAAGGUCAUUGCAACGAGAGAUGUUGUCUUUGACGAGUAUACGUUCUUCGAAGGAGGAGGCGAGCGGAUGCCGCUGCCUGCGAGCAUCGGAGAGAUGAUCCAACAGAUUGAAAUCCCGGAAGACCAGACGGCGAAUCAGGCCAUCCUUGACGAAGAGACCGAUGAAGACACUGAUAUCGAGGACCUCGAGGAUGAUGACAUCAGAAUGGCUGAAGAUAACGAAGUCGAGGAGCAGGGACAACAACAAAGCGAAGAGCAGGAAAAGAAGACUACGGAGAGCGCGGAGCUGGAAGAUGCAUACCUAACGCCACCAGCUUCUGACCCGGAGGAAGAACCACAUGGAGUCUUUUCGGUUCACUUUCCAUACGCUGACCCUAAUGGGGUGGUGGUAAAGCCCCUUUCCAAGUCGAUCUGGAGCCGUUGCAAGCUCAGAAGAGAGUCCGUGUUCAGGAUGAUCCUGAAGAGGAGGCUCACCCUGAGGGUGGGUUGCUCUCUUGGAGGAGCGGCAUUUCAAGCCGACCUUGAAGGCCUGAUGAAAGAAUCGCGUUUGAAAGCUCUGGAACCAUUUGAUCAACCAGAGCUGGAUCAGUCAUACAUCGACCGUUUUGCCGACUUCGUCCCGGUGCCAAUUGAGGACGGGGUGCACGGAGCCUUCACAGCAGGAAGGUUGUUCAGACCGAAAAGCGCAAAAGUCCACAAGAGAGACCUACCCGAGCCUCCACAGACGCAGAAGCAACUAGAAAAACACCCGUAUAGAGAGGAAUUCACCCAGGCUCAGAGAGACCACCUGGCCUCACAUGCGGAAAUGGGCUCGUUUGACGAGGUCUUCUGGACGAAGGCUGCUGGAAAGCAGGUCCUCGGUUGCAAGUGGUGCAAAGCUCGCCUCGUUGUCUGUGGCAAUCAGCAAGAAAAGGGGGACCUGCCUACUCGAGCGACUACCCUCGCAGGAAUGUCGUUUCGUACGCUAAUGGCCAUUGCCGCGAAACACGACCUCGAAUUGGAACAGAUGGAUGCAGUCAAUGCUUUUGUUCAUGCCCCCCUCGACGACGAAGAAGUUAUCUUCAUGAGGAUGCCACCGGGGUUCCAGAAGAGGGGGAAAGUCCUACGCCUGAGAAAAGCUCUCUACGGACUACGCCGCUCGCCGCUCCUCUGGCAACAGAUGCUUACGUCGUCUCUAGAGGAACUGGGAUUCAGAAAAGUUCCCCAGGAGCCGUGUGUCAUGAUGAAGGGAGCGGUGACCGUCUUCUUCUACGUUGAUGACAUCAUCUGGGCAUUCCGGAAGGAGGACGAAGGGGUCGUCGAAGAAGCUACUCGGGGACUACAGAAAAAGAUCAACCUAACUCGGCUUGGAGAACCUCGCUGGUUCUUGGGGAUUCACGCCUAUAUCGACAAGAUCGCGUAUAAGUUCCUGUUAAACAACGACAACGCCCCUGAGUCUCUCAAGCUCCCAGACACGCCAAUGAUCUCUGACGAAGAGCUCCUGCCAGCUACAAGCCAAGCAAAUGAAAGGGAAAAACAUCAGUAUCUCCAGAAGGUUGGUUCCGUGCUCUUCUCAGCAAUUUCAACGCGACCAGAUAUUGCGUUUGCCGUAUCCCGACUGGCAAGACAUAACCACAAUCCCGAUGAGAAGCACCAGAAAGCAGCAGACAGAGUUAUCCUCUUCCUCUUUGCAACGAGAUCACAAUUCAGUCGACAGGAAGAGCUCACAAGGCUACGUCAUGACCCUAUUUGGAGGAUCAGUGGCGUGGAGAGCGUCAAAGCAAGCGACAGUCACGACGUCAAGCACGGAGGCUGA
Hirsutella rhossiliensis is the source of this 2229-nucleotide messenger RNA. Its product is annotated as reverse transcriptase (RNA-dependent DNA polymerase) domain-containing protein. The record is from RefSeq and is a predicted model, not a curated record. Lineage: Eukaryota; Fungi; Ascomycota; Sordariomycetes; Hypocreales; Ophiocordycipitaceae. The coding region runs from base 1 to 2229 and encodes 742 amino acids. The transcript has 9 exons.